Olea europaea var. sylvestris is the source of this 1516-nucleotide messenger RNA. Its product is annotated as mannose-1-phosphate guanylyltransferase 1-like. The coding region runs from base 219 to 1304 and encodes 361 amino acids. Gene Ontology annotation, cellular component: cytoplasm. Gene Ontology annotation, molecular function: mannose-1-phosphate guanylyltransferase (GTP) activity; GTP binding. Gene Ontology annotation, biological process: cell wall mannoprotein biosynthetic process; GDP-mannose biosynthetic process. The transcript has 5 exons. The record is from RefSeq and is a predicted model, not a curated record. NCBI's taxonomy places the organism in Eukaryota, Viridiplantae, Streptophyta, Magnoliopsida, Lamiales, Oleaceae.
CUGUAUCUAUAUUUAUCAUUAAUAUUUCAGGGUCUCUGUUUUUCCAUCUCACACACGGAAAGCGAUACCUGACGAUAUAACGAAUCGUUGGGGUUUGUCGAAAAGCGAGGAAAAUAACUCGAACUUGGGGUUGAUCCGCUUCUCAACUCACCCCAGAUUUGCUUUGAUCCGAGAGGCUGUUUCGUUAAUACAAUAAAGGAGAUCAUCUAAAUCUCAGGAUGAAGGCUCUAAUUCUAGUUGGAGGGUUUGGUACUCGAUUGAGGCCAUUGACACUCAGUUACCCAAAGCCUCUUGUUGACUUUGCUAACAAGCCCAUGAUCUUGCAUCAGAUAGAGGCUCUCGAGGCUAUUGGAGUGACUGAAGUAGUCCUAGCUAUAAGUUAUCAGCCAGAGGGUAUGCUGAACUUCUUGAAAGAAUUCGAGAAGAAACUUGGGAUCAAGAUUACAUGCUCCCAAGAGACUGAGCCACUUGGAACUGCAGGUCCCCUUGCUCUGGCUAGGGAUUAUCUGGUAGAUGGUUCGGGAGAGCCUUUUUUCGUUCUCAACAGUGAUGUUAUCAGUGAAUACCCACUCAAACAGAUGAUUGAAUUCCAUAAAUCCCAUGGAGGUGAGGCUUCCAUAAUGGUGACCAAGGUGGACGAGCCUUCAAAAUAUGGUGUUGUUGUUUUGGAAGAAUCAACUGGGCAAGUAGAGAGGUUUGUUGAGAAGCCAAAAUUAUUUGUGGGUAACAAGAUCAAUGCUGGCAUUUACUUGCUCGAUCCUUCUGUUCUUGAUCGUAUUGAAUUACGCCCCACAUCAAUUGAGAAAGAGGUGUUCCCAAAAAUCGCAAAAGAAAAGAAGCUUUAUGCAAUGGUCCUUCCCGGGUUUUGGAUGGAUAUUGGACAACCAAGGGAUUACAUCACUGGCCUGAGACUAUACUUGGACUCCUUGAAGAAGAAAUCUUCUCCUAAGUUGGCCUUUGGACCUCAUAUUAUUGGCAAUGUUCUGGUAGAUGAGAGUGCCACAAUUGGGGAGGGAUGCUUGAUUGGACCUGAUGUCGCAAUCGGGCCCGGGUGUGUUGUUGAAUCGGGUGUUAGACUGUCUCGAUGCACGGUAAUGCGUGGGGUCCGCAUCAAGAAACACGCGUGCGUUUCGAGUAGCAUCAUCGGCUGGCACUCAACUGUUGGGCAGUGGGCUCGAGUGGAAAACAUGACAAUCCUUGGAGAAGAUGUUCAUGUUGGUGAUGAAAUUUACACCAACGGAGGCGUGGUUUUGCCUCACAAAGAAAUAAAAUCUAGCAUUUUGAAGCCAGAGAUUGUAAUGUGAAAAGUUUGUCUUAGUAAUUUAAGAUAUUCUGUAUUUGGGAUGGUUUGCUCUUUUUUCCAAUUUUCCUCAACAAUUGUAAGGUAUGAAAUUGCAAGGAACUCUUGAGCCAUAAGACUGCAGGCAGUUAUGUAUAUACAGUCACUGGCGUGGAUCGUUUAACCUUUUUUAGAUGUGACUUGUGAGAAUAAAUCACGAGUUGAUUUAUUUUGGAA